Labeo rohita (rohu) is the source of this 3331-nucleotide messenger RNA. RefSeq names its product deubiquitinase DESI2. Gene Ontology annotation, biological process: protein deubiquitination. The transcript has 5 exons. Bases 923 to 1513 code for a protein of 196 amino acids. Lineage: Eukaryota; Metazoa; Chordata; Actinopteri; Cypriniformes; Cyprinidae. Gene Ontology annotation, molecular function: deubiquitinase activity. The record is from RefSeq and is a predicted model, not a curated record.
UGAUGCAGAAUCAUGUUAUUUGUAAAUCGGAAUAACGCAUCGCCCCCGCCCCGAUAUAACGCUCGGCGCGGAUGGAGGGGGAUGCUGGACGCGCUGCGUACUGAUCAUGAUGAUGAUGAUGAUGUAAUAAUCGCACGCUCUGCUGAUUCUAGUGCACACUAGAAUCCUCACGCUCGCGACCCGGCCAGAGUGAUGUCAUCACCAGUACCGUGAACCGAGCUUAGGAAUUUUCACCCCGCGUCCGUGCUGCUCAGCGCGGCCUCCAUGAGGACGAACCCCGGGACUGCGGCGCUGAUGGCUGUUGCGGUCGGGACUGCACCAAGCUCGCUUCAACAUCACAGCUGCGACCCCUGCGCUCAGACCAGCGGCAAAACCCGUGCAACCGAAACACGCUUCACCCUCUAUAUGGAAUAUCUGUCAUCUUAACGGGAAUUCAAACUCCUGAUUUGACUGACAGCCGGUCGCUGUGCAUCACCGAUCCUCUGCGCCCUUUCAGGACUUUUUUGGUUAGUGUCUACCCUUGAAAAUCGGCGAAAUUCGUCUCGGUGCCUGCGCUCUCUUACUCUCGCGUUUACCGGAGACUGUCAGCGCGCUGCGCACCCGGAGGCCACAAGUGCCUGUUUUUUUCUCCCGCUAGAUUGACCAUUGAUGGAAACUGAUGCCCUGUUGCCUUUCCUCGUCCGUGUCUACCUCUGCAGCCGCUGUUUCUCCUUUAGUAACGCGACUAGGCCCCCGAGCCCCGCUAAACAUCUCACAUAAUGACUCUUUGAUGGAUAAAAUGACAAGAGCGCAUCAUUUAUAUUGUGUUUUGGUAUUUUGGAUGUUGGCGUAGCGACUGUGGGUUUUAAUCUUCUUUGGAUCCGACACCCGAGAGCAAUAAACGCCCGCUAUUUUAAGGGAUCGAGCGCGCUUCUCUCUCAGGAUGGCAAAUGAACCCGUUAUUCUUAAUGUGUAUGACAUGUACUGGAUAAAUGAAUACACCUCCACUCUGGGUAUUGGAGUCUUCCACUCAGGAAUAGAGAUUUACGGCAGAGAGUUUGCAUAUGGCGGACAUCCGUAUCCCUUCAGUGGCAUUUUUGAGAUCAACCCUGGAAAUGCCUCAGAACUGGGGGAGACUUUCAAAUUCAAAGAGGCUAUAGCUCUGGGUACGACAGACUUUGCAGAGGAGGACAUCGAUAAAAUAAUGGAGGAGCUGGGAAAGGAGUUCAAGGGGAACGCCUACCACCUGAUGCACAAAAACUGCAACCAUUUUUCUUCUUCGCUGUCUGAGUUGCUGUGUGGUAGAGAGAUCCCACGCUGGGUCAAUCGAUUGGCAUAUUUCAGCUCCUGUAUUCCAUUUCUGCAGAGUUGUCUGCCCAAAGAGUGGCUCACACCCGCCGCUCUCCAGACCCAUAUCAGCAUGGGCCUUCGGAAGGAGAACACACACACACACGAUUCCAGCGACGACGAGCCCUCGUCUGCCACAGAGGCAGCCGCUGGAACGUCACACAGCUGCAGGCACACCCGCGUGUGAUUUACAUAUAUAUUUACAUGCAGUAUUAUACAAAUUUGAACCCACAUACACUCCAACCUCUGAUCCUGCUGCUACAGCGCCUCCUGCUGGACUGGAUGAACACCAGACCUCAUGGCCUCUCUGAACGAGGAAAUCAAAGUCAUGUUUUUCAGUAGAGCCUACAGGGAUUUACAAAACCUUGCAAUGGUACUCUUAAAGUUUUAGAAUUAUUUGAUUUUUACUAAGAUUUUAGGGAAAUGAAAACAUUUAGAUUUCUCUCUCUUAUAAGUGCAUAGGACAAUAUGAAUGAUGGGUGAUCGUGAUGGACUGCCCCCUGCUGGUGUGUGACAGCACUACAGGCCCCUUCCUUCUAAAUACAGAACUUUUUUCUUUUAAUCUCAUCUGGAUGUUCUCCAGAUUUAGCCGAGUUUGCUGUGCUUUCAAUGGUUUUCUAUUCUCUGAUGGAAUAAGCGUGUCAUCUGAAGAGGAACUCACAUUCCUGAUUUUAGUAAUAUUAGUCUGCGUUAAGUUAAUUAUAUGAUGUCAAACUAAUGUCAUCUUUGGUUUACAUUCAUUUUAUUUCUAGCUCUGUAUUUUUAUAUUUUAGUGCAAGGUUUUCAAUGAAUUUACACUAAAAAGGGCCGAUGACACACUGACAGCAGUUGGAAAUUGCAGCCUUAUAACUGUAAGCCAUUGAUAUGCUGAACUCAACUGAAACAAAAGACCCCUGUUGUUCGGUCGUUGAGGACACAAAGGGGGCAUUUGUGAGGGUGAUGUUGAGGGGGUGGGUGGGACACGUGGGUGGGGUUUGCACAUCAGGUCUGGUAUCAGUACUGUACGACAGUGUUGUGAUUGAAUGCAAUGUCUGAGUGAUUAAGAGAACGGGAGUGUUGCAAAGGUGUUAAUGGUCAUUUCUCUUGACUUUAGUAAUUGUGGUUUCUGGCUUUUAAAAGUGCAGACUGAAAAGAGUAAUGUUGCUGUUAAGAUGAGUCAUCCACACCUCACUACAUUGCUUUUGCACAAAUUUCUGCCCUGGUUUUUGGAUUGGAGUAGUCAACGGUCGUUGCCAAAAGUCAGAGCCAGAUUUCAGAGAAAAUAGUGUAUGAUGGUCACAGACUCAGCCAUUUAGUGUAGGCUGCCCAGAUUUUCUCUGUAGCCAUUUACAGUUGAGGUCCCCCUUUCAGAAUCAUUAAAAAUGUUAAUUAUUUUACCAAAAUAAACGGGAUAAUACAAAAUACAUGUUAUUGUUUAUUUACUACUGACCUGAAUAAUAUAUUCACAUAAAAUAUGUUUACAUAUAGUCCACAAGAGAAAAUAAUAGUUGAAUACAUAAAAAUGAAUCAAUUAAAAUGUGUAUUAAUACAGUGUUGUAACCUGAAUGAUCCACAGCUGUGUAUUUUCAUUUAGUGAUAGUUCAUGAGUCACUUGUUUGUCUUAAACAGUUAAACUGCCCUCAGUUCUUCAGAAAAAUCCUUCAGGUCCUAUAGAUUUUUUGGUUUUCCAGCAUUUUUGUGUAUUUGAACCCUUUCCAACAAUGACUGUAUGAUUUUGAGAUCCAUCUUUUCACACUGAGGACAACUGAGGGACUCAUAUGCAACUAUUACAGAAGGUUCAAAUGCUCACUGAUGCUUCAGAAGGAAAAACAAUACAUUAAGAGCCAGGGGGUGAAAACUUUUGAACAGAAUGAAGUGUACAUUUUUAUUAUUUUGCAUAAAUAAAAUAGGUAGUUUUAUGUUUCCCAGAAGACAAAAUAAGUUUAAUUUACCCCAAAAAGUUUUCACCCCCCGGCUCUUAAUGCAUCGUUUUUAUUUCUGGAGCAUCAGUGAGCGUUUGAAACUU